CGAACAAAUUCCCAGUUUGCAUUCUUUCUCAUCCAGAAAACGAUAUCAGAAGCACGUAGAUUUCGCCCCUGCGGCACUGCCUCCUUCUGACUUCGGCUAUUUAUUUCAUUCUCUCUUAUUUAAGGACAAGAGCAAAUCUAUCUUGUACUAAAUGGAACAUCUUUUGGGACUUUUGAGAAUUCACGUCCACAGAGGAGUGAACCUCGCAAUCCGAGACCUCCGAAGCAGUGAUCCUUAUGUUGUCAUCAGAAUGGGCAAACAUAAACUGAAAACUCGGGUGGUCAAGAGGAACCUGAACCCGGAGUGGAACGACGAUCUGACUCUCUCGAUUGCCGACCCGAGCCUCUCCAUAAAAUUGAUGGUGUACGACAAGGACAAAUUCAAACUUGACGACAAGAUGGGGGACGCCGAGAUACACAUCGGACCCUUUCUUGAUGCGUUGAGGAUGAGAUUGGAUGAUGUCCAGAGUGGAACCGUGAUCGCCAGAGUGAAGCGAGGCAGGGACAACUGCUUGGCAGAGGAGAGCUGUAUCGGGUGGAGUGAUGGCAAAGUGGUGCAGGACAUGGUGCUCCGGCUCCGCAAUGUGGAGCGUGGUGAGGUUGAGCUCCAACUUCAGUGGAUCGACGUUCCCGGUUCCAGGGGCCUGCAGGAGGACUAGUUCUGUCAAAUUUGAUCAUUGUGAGUUCACUUCAACGUACAGAGAAAGCUCUGAAUGAGUCCUCAAUCAUUAUUUGAUUCUUUUUUAACUUUUCGGGCAUGUAAGAUGAGACACUUUUGAGUUUCAAUGUAUCAAUCCCAGGUCACUACACCAGUUUGGUAGCGAGUGCGGGUUUUUUUUAUCUUCUUUCCAUGAAUUAACGUAAGUAAUGAUUCUCUCUCCAUGGUAGAGCUUUCUCUGUCCCCUCCAUGUCAGCUGAUCUUAACAAGUGAUUAAGCCUUUUCAAGCGACAGAGUCGCAGCCCUGUGUAAAAGAAUUAGGGAAACCACGGUUAAAUGAAGACAUGGCAAUAAUGGAUGGAGUGGUCACAACUCCGGGAAUACCAACAUAUCCUAUAUAGCAGACUGUUGUCAAAACCUGGUAUCAACAUCAACGCCUUUCAGAGCACCAUGAGGAAAGACUGAAAGGCUUUCCGCCUUUCUGUUACUCAUGUGGGAAAAUAGGUCAUCACGUGGGAUGCUGCAAAGAGAUUGCCUAUGAUGAAUCUAAUGCAGGGAAUAGAAAUGGAAGUCGCUCUCGGCAGUGAUUGAGAGUUGAGAUUGGAGAUUCAAGCCCAUUUUGGAAGAUUUUUCACUCCAAGGAAGCUGUGGUAAAUGAGGAAGAAGAGGUUAUACCUGAAUCCCCCUUUCAUCCAAUGCAAAUUGUCCCUUAUGGGAAUCCAGAACCCAUUCCUGAUUGGGAAACAGACAUGGGUCAGUGUGCUUUAGGUUUAUAAGAUAAAGCAACCCGCCCCUUCUAGUUAUAUAAGAGGAAAACCAGUUGUUUUGAGUGAUGAGAACCUGAGCCAGUGUUUGGAAGAAUCACCAAACCUGAAACAUUCUGCAGGCAAAGCUAAGGUUCGAAAAAAUCAAGUUCAUAUGAACCUUAUGGAAUGAAGAAGACUCCAAAGUUGUGCUUGGUUUGAUGAAUCUCAGCUGAUGGAAACUCCAAAAGAGUUCACCUUUGAAAGAUAGAUUUCAGCGUUACAA
Messenger RNA from Syzygium oleosum, 1686 nucleotides. Its product is annotated as protein C2-DOMAIN ABA-RELATED 4-like. NCBI's taxonomy places the organism in Eukaryota, Viridiplantae, Streptophyta, Magnoliopsida, Myrtales, Myrtaceae. Bases 152 to 658 code for a protein of 168 amino acids. The record is from RefSeq and is a predicted model, not a curated record. The transcript is spliced from 2 exons.